UUGCUUAUGGUCACACUGCGACACAGGUGUUAAGCAGCUUCAAGAAAGCUCUCUUUUUCAAGAAACAAGUGGUCCGAAUUCAUAUAAAAUACUUUAUCAAAAAAUAAAUGAAUUUAUAAUAACAAAUUGGAAGCAACUAAAUAUCAAUGCAUCGAUAAUGCCAACAGAACCAACAGAAACCAACCAACCAGAAGAAAAGAUGACCAAGGAAGAUGUGAACAGUUCUAAACGCGAAAAUGUUGCGGCGUCGGCCGUUGUAAGUAACGAUAGUGAUAUAUUGCCUCAAAGAAAUGAAGCCUCAGUCAAUGUGCUGUCAAAUAGCGCUCGAAACGAUACCAGUAACUCGGCUUCCAAUUCACCCCCCCACCAACUCGAUGAAAUUCAAAACAAUGGAGACGCUGUUGAUGCCGCCGAUGCCGUCGAUGGUGUCGACGCUGAUGAGAAUGAAUUACUCAGGCGCAUGCGUGCUGAUGCCGUAGACAACACGAUGUACAGCAAAAAGUUCAUACUACAAACGAUGAUGACGCUUAGUCAACUGCCGCCUCAGACACCACUGGAGACUGAGCUAGAGGAUGAAUUGUGCAAGCUCUGGGAUAUGUCUGUGUCCAAGGAAGUGGUUGACUUCCUACUGCUAAACGAUUCCAUCGAUGUGAUCAUCACAGCUAUAGAAGCCAGUGAAGAUGUACGUUUAUACGAGAUCCUCGUUGGUCUUCUGGGCAAUAUGUGCGCUCAGGUCGAAUGUGUGGAACAGCUGACGUCGAAUCCCGAGUGGGUUGAGCUCUUGCUGCGACUGUGUACCUGCAUGGACACUUGCAUGCUGCUGCAGCUCAUGCGCGUCUAUCAGUAUGUGAUGGCUCACGUGGUCACCGGCAAGGAGCAGCUGGGCAUCGAUUGGUACAUUUGUUUUGCCGCCUGCGACAGUUCCGCAAAGAAUCUCGGCUUUAUAUUGCAACAGUGCAUCAGCGAGGAGCUGCUGGUGGCUGCCCUGAAAGCCAUUAAUGCUGUACUGGCGAGUUGCGCCAUGGUCGAGGAGGAGAACUCUCAAACGGAUCUCAAUUUGAAGCCAUUUGCUGAAGUAUUUUUAGUCCAAGAACUCGUUGAUGGUGUCAACAAUGCCUUUAUGCGUCUAAUGCGGGAUGAUCUUGCCAAGCAAGCGGAAGAACUUGGAGAUGCUGCUGCUUCUGCUGCCAAUGUAGCAACUACAGAUGAAGAAGAUGAUGAAGAUGAAUCGGGUGUACCAAAAAUCACUUGCGACAUAGAAAUAAUUCAAACCUACCUCAAUAUUUGCACCAUUCUCGUUCAGCUACCGGAAGCGCAGCUAUCCAUGGCUUCGCAUACACCCAACAUUAUGUGUUGUUUGACCCGCAUCCUCAUAUUUCUUCAGCAGCCCACUCAGCUGCAUCCGCUAGGUGAACGACAGGAGGAAUACCUCGAAGACAUGGCGCACAUUUGCAGCUGUUUAAAGUAUUGUUACGACAAAGAAAUGUUUGAAAAUCUGUUGAGCGUCUGGUUAAUACUGCGACAACAUAUCGAAGACUAUGCUGAAUACGAUGAAAAUGAUUUCGAGGCCUUCGACGAUGAGUCUCGCUCCCAAUACGAGGAUAAUGCCUUUAAGCUAUUGCGUCUUUUAGCUCACAUGUUAAUCACUGUCGAUCACGAUGUCAUGGUCAAUGAUAUUGCUCACCUUGAUGCUAUGAAAACGGAAUUGCUGCGCUGUGCUUUGCAGGAAGAUGUUCUGCUCCAGAGAGCACAUCAGCGUCUAAACCUGAUUAUCAACGAUGCAGCUGGCCAAGCCAAAUAAUUCUCACAGAAACAGGACUGAAUAUUGUCGUUGCCUUCAAGCG
Molecule: messenger RNA, 1844 nt
Organism: Drosophila sulfurigaster albostrigata
Lineage: Eukaryota; Metazoa; Arthropoda; Insecta; Diptera; Drosophilidae
Exons: 2
Coding region: 158-1801 (547 amino acids)
Source: RefSeq, a predicted model, not a curated record